Molecule: messenger RNA, 2322 nt
Organism: Rana temporaria (common frog)
Lineage: Eukaryota; Metazoa; Chordata; Amphibia; Anura; Ranidae
Gene: MPPED2
Product: metallophosphoesterase domain containing 2
Exons: 7
Coding region: 341-1225 (294 amino acids)
Molecular function (GO): hydrolase activity
Source: RefSeq, a predicted model, not a curated record
GCCUUUGGUCACUGAUUGUAAUCAAUCAAUCCCAGAAUAAGGCAGAGGGGAGGGGGGGAGAGAGACGGGAGCGUGUCAGCCAGAGAAAGAGAGAGAGAGAAAGAGAGAGAGAGGAGUCAGAGGAGCCAGAGAGACAACUGAAGAUCAGCCAGCAGGGAAAUCUUAUGCUUUCUACAGAGAAAACCAUCAGAGAUCAGCAUCCAGCUCACCAUGGACUUGAAUAGGCUCUUACUGUGUUAAUGAACACAUCUCCGGGGCUCGUAGUUGGUGGACGCAUGAUGCUCGUUCGCCCCUGCUGUUCCCACACGCUGUGAAUUGCUCAUGUCUAUAAGAAGGAAGGAUGGCUCAUGGUAUUCCCUCGCAGGGCAAAGUAACAGUGACGGUGGACGAAUACAGUUCCAACCCCACCCAGGCAUUUACGCAUUACAACAUUAACCAAAGCAGAUUCCAGCCCCCUCACGUUCACAUGGUAGACCCCAUCCCUUAUGACACUCCCAAACCAGCCGGCCACACGCGUUUCGUCUGCGUAUCUGACACACACUCCAGGACAGAUGGCAUCCAGAUGCCAUAUGGGGACAUUCUGCUGCAUACGGGUGAUUUCACCGAGCUGGGCCUGCCUUCAGAGGUUAAGAAGUUUAAUGACUGGUUAGGAACCUUACCCUACGAAUAUAAGAUAGUGAUUGCAGGGAAUCAUGAACUGACUUUUGAUAAAGAAUUCAUGGCGGAUCUUGUUAAACAGGAUUACUACCGCUUCCCCUCGGUUUCCAAAUUGAAACCUGAAGACUUUGAUAAUGUGCAAUCACUCAUCACUAACAGUAUUUACCUGCAAGAUUCAGAGGUCACUGUGAAAGGAUUCAGAAUAUACGGUGCACCGUGGACACCAUGGUUUAACGGAUGGGGAUUUAAUCUUCCCAGAGGCCAAUCUUUACUUGACAAGUGGAACCUUAUCCCAGAGGGCAUCGACAUCCUAAUGACUCAUGGACCUCCCCUUGGUUUCCGGGACUGGGUUCCGAAGGAGUUGCAAAGGGUUGGGUGCGUAGAACUUCUCAAUACGGUGCAAAGGAGGGUCAGGCCCAAGUUGCAUGUCUUUGGUGGAAUCCAUGAAGGUUACGGAAUUAUGACUGAUGGUUACACAACUUACAUCAAUGCAUCAACGUGUACAGUCAGCUUUCAACCAACCAAUCCUCCAAUUAUUUUUGACCUUCCUAAUCCCCAAGGAUCAUGAAGACCCUGAACACAUCUGUAUCCGUGGGUCUAUAAACUGCCUUUUUUUUUUUUUUUUUUUUCGUUUUAAUAAUAACUGUCUUGCUCUUUUUAUCUAUUUCCAAGUUUUGGAUUUGCGCUCUGUUUGAACUGGUACAAAGAAAACAAACCAUACCUUUAAAAAGGAAAGAAAAAGUUAAUGCUUUUAAAAACAUCUUUUAAUUUAUCUGUUUCUCUUGUGUCCUAAGAAAGCUAUUGUAAAAUGUACAUAUCCCAGGAGGGUCGGUUCAUAACAUUAUUAUAAAAAAAUUGUAAAAAGUUAACAAAAAAAAAAAGUAAGCUAUUCAUUUUGUAAACCACCGGGAUUUGCACAACGUUAUAUUAUUUGAAUUGUAUCUGUAUUUUUUUUUUCUUUUUUACCAUUAUUGAAUUGUGUGCUUUUUCUAUCACCACAAAGUCUUUCCAGUGCUUUUAUGUCCAUUUUAUUUUUAUAAUUUUUGUUUUUAUUAUUUUUUUUUAGCUCUGAUGACUUUUUUUUUUUUGUAUGCAUAAUUCAGUCCAUGACCUGUUGUUGUCUCGGUUUGUUGUUUUAUUUGUAUUUUUUUGCCUGUAUUUUUUAUUAAAUUAUUUUUAUUAUGUAUGGGGCUGAAACACCUGUAAAGACCAGGUAUUGCCGUACAUUAAAACAUGUAAAUGCAGACUCCUUUUAAAUAUGGAUUUAUAUACAUAUAUAUAUAUAAGUAUUUUUUGUGUGUUAUAACAAAAUGUGGGAUUUAUUAUUGGCUGUAUAGGCAAAUGCAAAAAUAAAAACGGAAAAUGCUGCACGCAGCACACCUGAAUUAUGAAGGAUGUGUUAUAUGUGCAAGUAUCCUCACCUUCUGAGAAGAAGCGGGAUUUCUGUGCGGUCGUAGGCAUGUGAAGAAUGAAAUGAAUACAAUCAAGACAAGAAGGGCUGUGUUGCUCUUUUAUAAGCAUUCUUGAAUCCCUCUACCCCUCUCCCAUGUCCAUUUUUUUUUAUUAUUUUGCACUGUGUGUAAAUGCAAUCUUGCUAGCACAAAAAUACUGUUGCAAAUAGUCCCCCUUUUCUCCUUUAACCUUUGUAAAUGCUUUUUCAAGGCU